GCCGCUCCGUCAUCGUUGCGGCAGGAUGGCUGGAAGAAGUUGCAAAGAAAAGGUCCCUACUCCCCGGCACGGCGUCUCACAGAAGAGACGCCCAUCUUCAAGUAGCAAAGCUGAGAUGUCCAAAAGAUCUGAAGGAAAGCCUCUGUGCAAAUCUGCCACAGGUCCAACGAUGCAGCCCACGGAUGACCUCUUUGCUAAGGAGGAACGAUAUAAACUACUUAAUGCAGAGCUGGAAGCCAAAACAGCAGAUCUGGUGAAGCAGGCAGAACAACUUAUGGCAAGUUAUCAACUUUUCUUUAUGAAUGAGCUGAGUAAUAACUCUUUUUACUUUCUUAGAGUCUUGGUUUUUGCUUGAUUCCAGAGAGAACAGAGUGAAGUUCUGUCAAAACCCCUUUCUGCCCUCUUUCUCUCCGACUUUGAGGAUGAAGAAGAUUCAAGGAUAACAAAGACUAGUCAGGGCCCUGUACAGGAGCCUGGAGCAGAGGUAUCAGACAAAAAAAGAGCCACUUCAGCAUCGAAAACAUUGUGUACUGGAAAACAUGGAAAAGAGCAUCACCAUAAGAAACAGACCCCAAAGUCAUCUCAGGUAGACAAUAUGGCAGUUUUAGAAGAUAACUUUUUUCUCGCCAGGACAAUCCAAAGCAUAGAGGAAAAGAUAAAAGAUGACACUGUCACCCCUGAAAAUGUGGAAGAUGCUGGAGACAACAUAGCAUCAGGUGUUUCAGAUGCUCAAAUACGAGUCCUGAAGGCAAAACUACGCAUUAUGCAAGAGGAACUGGAUCAACUCUCAUAUGAAUAUUACAGAAAGGAUGAUGAAAAUGCUAAACUUAGCGCAAAAAUAAAAGAGCUUGAAGAGGAUCGAGCCAGACUGCAGAAAACGUUAAGUAUUCAGCAAACACAGAUUGAGAAGCACCGAGCUUUAGCAGAGGAGUCUGGCAAAAAAUGUGAAGGUCUUCAAGCACAGGUGUCUGCUUUACACAAGGAAAUGGAAAAUCUGAACAGAUCGCAGAAACAAGCAGCAGCAGUUCACGGCACUGUGGAGGUUCGUCUCAACAGAGCUCUAGAGGAGGUGGAAAAGUUGAAGACUCAGCUAAACAAGAUGAAACAGGCAGACAAGGACAAGACAAGUGUGGAACUUCAAAAUAAAGAAAAUCUACUCGCUGAAAACAAAAUGCUUAAAAAACAGAAAGCCGAGCUCAUCGUUGGCUUCAAGAAGCAGCUAAGGCUGAUUGACAUUCUCAAAAGACAAAAGAUGCAUUUUGAAGCUGCAAAGCUGCUGUCGUUCACAGAGGACGAGUUCAUGAAAGCUCUAGACUGGGGAAAGCCAUAAAUACUGUGAGGUUCAUUGUUCUCAUGACUUCAGUGAAACAAAACUAAU
Molecule: messenger RNA, 1378 nt
Organism: Cheilinus undulatus (humphead wrasse)
Lineage: Eukaryota; Metazoa; Chordata; Actinopteri; Labriformes; Labridae
Gene: tex9
Product: testis expressed 9
Exons: 11
Coding region: 596-1330 (244 amino acids)
Source: RefSeq, a predicted model, not a curated record